CAUUUUCAAUCCGUGGGUGCCACUGCGCAGCUCGUCCAUUCACCGUCUAUAAACCUGGGCCUCCACGUGAGCGCUUUUUUUUUUUUUUUGCAACCUGGACCUGGCUCGCAGGCGACUAGUGUAGUUCCGAGUAGGAUUGCUAUACGGAUAUCCUAUUGUUCAUAUAUCAACUCAAUUAACAUUACUCGAGACCUUUUUUUCCGGGAGUCUGGCUGGACAUGCACCAGGUUGAAUGAACCUGCAGUUGGAAGCACCCACCUGAUUGUUUUCUACCUAUUUAUCGGGGCAAUUCUUUAUUCCAAAUCUCUCGAAUUGGGGCCGAGCCAGAAUGGCAGCACGUCCGCUUUUGCCGGUCGCUGUUCGUGCGUCCAGACAGUGUCCCCGGUUGCUGGUGCUCAGCAGAAUCCCGUCUCAUUCAUUCGGGUCAACCCUUUGUAUAUCCAAAGGAUUUGAAAGCCUGCGAAUUCAGAAGUUCCGCGGGUCAUCCCUCUUCACAUUAGCUGCAAAUCAACCCCGGAAGAGACCCGGCAUACCUGCCUGGGAUCGUCAGAAAUGUGUGGCACAGUUCGGACUGCAGAAGAGAGGCUCCGCUAAAAAGCCGACUGAUGCACCUGAAGCUCCAGAAUCCCCCGAGUCCAAGAAAUCGCCAGUUCUCUCGCGGCUUCCACUCCGCACUCACGAAAACAUCUACACCAUCCCCAAUAUUCUGACAUUUUCUCGUCUGGUUGCUGCCCCGCUAGUAGGAUACUUCCUGGUUUACGACCACCACGCUGCGGCUUUGGCUCUCUUCGCCUAUGCCGGAGUCACCGACCUUGCCGACGGCUAUAUCGCCCGACGAUUUAACCUGCAGACAGUCGUCGGGACAAUCAUUGACCCGAUGGCAGAUAAACUGCUAAUGACAAUCAGCGUUGCAUGCCUAGCAGUCAACGGAUCGAUACCAGUUUGGCUCGCGGUCAUCAUUCUGGGCCGGGAUAUCGGACUUGCCCUAUCUGCGAUCUACUAUCGAUGGAUAUCCCUCCCGCCACCAAAAACCAUGGCCCGGUACUGGGACUUUUCUCUCCCUUCUGCAGAGGUAAAGCCAACCAAUAUCUCGAAAGCCAACACAGCCCUUCAGCUGCUGCUUGUGGGAAGCGCGAUCGCACUGCCCGUCGUUCCGGAGACUUUACUCGAGGCAUGGCACCUCAAAGAAGCCAUGAUUGGAUUUCAAUACCUCGUUGCCGCAACCACUAUCUGGUCUGGCCUGAGCUACGUUUUUUCCAAAGACGCCGUUAAAAUCCUGACCAAAGAAGAAGUGCAGAAGCGGAUCGUGCAGGCAGCCGGGAAACAGCGGUCUUGAAUUGAAAUACUACGAAGUAGCUGUACAGUAUGUUUGAGUAUAUGCAUUAUAUAUCAUAGAAUUGAGCAUAGGUAGGUAGGUAGGUAGGUAGGUAGCUAGCUAGCUAGUCAGUUGUUUUUGCUUUGCCUCUGAUAGUAUCUUGGGUCGGUAGCAUUGUGGAUAGAUAUUUGCAUUUAGCAUUGAGCUGUUGAUUGACGAUCAACUAAUCCAAUCCAAUAAAUUGAAUGAACUCAAAGUAAGCC
Aspergillus ochraceoroseus IBT 24754 is the source of this 1578-nucleotide messenger RNA. Its product is annotated as cardiolipin synthase. The transcript has 4 exons. Gene Ontology annotation, molecular function: cardiolipin synthase activity. Gene Ontology annotation, biological process: cardiolipin biosynthetic process. The coding region runs from base 329 to 1336 and encodes 335 amino acids. Gene Ontology annotation, cellular component: membrane; mitochondrion. Lineage: Eukaryota; Fungi; Ascomycota; Eurotiomycetes; Eurotiales; Aspergillaceae. The record is from RefSeq and is a predicted model, not a curated record.